AGAACUUCCAAAGAAAUUUAUAGAAUGCCGGACGCUGCGUCUGGAUUUUGGGUUGCCUGUGGCGUUUUUGGUGUGUGGUUUGUGUAGGUAGACUGGGUUUUAAUUCGCAACAUUGAAGCCGCUGGACAACGUAGUUCGAUAACAWAUAAAGCUCGAUGAAUUAUUUGUCUAACUUCAAUACCUGCUAUCAAGAUGAAAAUGCCAGCAUAUAUGGAGCUUGAUAAAGAGAAGAUAUUUGUUGACAAUCUYGCUGCUGUUAAUCAAGAUGCACGUCUCGAGGCUGUAAUAAACAUAAAGAAUAUUGUGAUUGGUAAUAAACUUCGAAAAACUCUUCUUAUUGAACUUGGUACCAUCCAGAAACUGGUGGAAAUGAUGUCAAGAGAUGACAGUACAAUUGAGUUUAUCAUUGAAGCUGUUGUUGUACUGGGAAGCUUCGCUAGAGCAGGGACAAAAGAAAGCAUUGGUAUACUUCUAAAGUCUCAUGCUCUUGAUGUUCUUCUCAAAGGAAUAUGUCACCAUGACAAGAGAAUUGUUGAGGCAUCAGCAAGAUCACUGCGCACAUUGUACCAGUCAAAUGGAAUACCUUGUGAUCCAAUAUAUGAGAAUCCACGAAUCAUUCCAAGACUCGUUGAGCUUCUCUCUGGGUCAUAUGCUGAAGCAGAGAGUGCUGCAACAAUAAUUUCAAAGUGCUGUCAAAGUGCAGCUCAUCAAGCUUUGCUUUGUAAUACUGGAGCUGUGGAUGCUUUGCUACCUUUGCUGUCUGGAAAGAUCAAAAAAAUUCAGCUUCCUGUACUGCACUGCUAUGCAGCAGCAUCACAUCAGAAUGGAUCGGUAUCACUAGCCAUGAUGUCAGCCUCUCAUCAAGGAGAAGGGCUUGUUCAAGUCUUGGCUAAACUUCUAUCACGAGACAAUCCAGACAACAUUCAAUUAGGUGCUGCUAAAUGUUUGACCAAUAUGUUUAGAUCAGGAGCUUUUACUGCUGAGGAUAAUCAUUCACUACUUCUUAAGAUCCUAAGCACCACUGUAAGAAUUUGCAGACAAGACAAACCUUCAUGCAUAAGAGCUGAGGCUGCUGAAACACUUGCAUACCUGAUUGAAGAAGACAUUGAACUGCAGAGAUUAGCUGCUAUAUCAGAUCAUCUAAUUAAAACAAUGAUUGGAUUUCUUCAAAAGAAUGACAUGGACAGUGAUACUUAUAACUUGAUGAGAGAGAGUGGACUCAAAGCUUUAGCAUCACUUGGUGCAACAGAUGAAAAUAUAAGGAAAAAGAUAAUAGAAAGUGACUCCACCAUGGACCAUGUCGUGGCUGGACUAGAGGAUGUCAACCCACAUGUCCAACUUGCAGCUGUCAAAUGUCUUCAUAGUUUAUCAAGGUCUGUUCAACAACUUAGAACGAGCUUUCAAGAUACAGCCGUUUGGAAGCCAAUUGUAAAGAUUAUGCAUAAUGCUGAUGAAGGGAUGUUGACUGURUGCUCAUCUGCUUUGUGUAAUCUCUUGUUAGAGUUUUCACCCAGUAAAGAGCCAAUUUUAGAAGCAGGAGCAGUAGCGUUAUUAGCCGGACUAACACGAAGAUCAGCAAAACCAUUAAAACUUAAUGGCAUCUGGGCUUUAAUGAACAUGGCAUAUCAAGCAAAUGAGACGACAAAGAAUAAAAUCAUGGAAGUUCUAGGACCUGCACAUCUUUUUAGUUUGUUAGAAGACCCUGAUACUGAUGUAGUAAUGAAGGCCUUGGGAUUGAUGAGAAAUCUGCUGUCUGGACGAGAGGACAUCAAUCGUAUUAUGAAUGUACAUGGAAAUCACGUCAUGAACAGUGUCAAGCCAAUCCUGGACAGUGAGUUACAGAAGGUGGAAGUCAAAGAACAGGCCUUAUGUGUCAUCGCCAAUAUAGCCAAUGGUACAUCGGCAAAAGAGUUCAUUGUUCGAGACGAAGGCCUUCUAAAACGAUUAAUGUAUUAUAUGAUGCACGAGAGCGUUAAGCUUCAAAUGGCUGCAACGUACUGUAUUUCAAAUCUGGUGUGGAAUACAGAAGAAGGAGCCAUGGAACGUCAAGUAAAACUACGUGACAUGGGCGUUCAGAAGCUCCUUCAAUCUCUUCUGACAACUACUGAUGCACACCUAUUUGAAAGGGUAAAAACGGCGCUGCAGCAGUUUACCUGAACCAUCUUAUUGCUGUAUGGGAUUUUCAAUUCGUUAAUGUGUCCUUGCAUGCAUAAUUUGUACAUCUUGAUAAUAUACUUUAAUAAAUGAAGUAUUCUUUGUA
Exaiptasia diaphana is the source of this 2260-nucleotide messenger RNA. Its product is annotated as armadillo repeat-containing protein 8. Bases 193 to 2157 code for a protein of 654 amino acids. Gene Ontology annotation, biological process: proteasome-mediated ubiquitin-dependent protein catabolic process. The transcript is spliced from 18 exons. NCBI's taxonomy places the organism in Eukaryota, Metazoa, Cnidaria, Anthozoa, Actiniaria, Aiptasiidae. The record is from RefSeq and is a predicted model, not a curated record. Gene Ontology annotation, molecular function: protein binding. Gene Ontology annotation, cellular component: GID complex.